Molecule: messenger RNA, 360 nt
Organism: Macrosiphum euphorbiae (potato aphid)
Lineage: Eukaryota; Metazoa; Arthropoda; Insecta; Hemiptera; Aphididae
Source: the annotation of a GenBank genome assembly
AUGUUUUGCGUUUCAUUCAUAGGACGUGCAAUUUUUCCGCCCAAACUUUGGUCUGUGUCAGAAUUAAUGGACCACGGAAUUCCUAGGACACAAAAUAUUGUCGAAGCUUGGCAUCGACGUUGGUCAACUUUGGUUGGUAAACCUCAUGUUGGAGUCUAUACAAUGAUAGAGGAGCUUCAGAAAGAACAACAACGAGUUGACUUAGAAAUUGAAUGCAUUAAACGUGAAGAACCAAAACCAAAACAGAAAAAACAAAUAAUUGACAGAGAGAAAAGAAUAAUGACGGUAUAUAAAGAUAUAUCAAAUAGUGUCUUAGAAUUUUUACGGGGUUUGGCUCAUAAUAAUAUUAUAUCGAUGUAG